Callorhinchus milii (elephant shark) is the source of this 6848-nucleotide messenger RNA. RefSeq names its product DENN/MADD domain containing 4A (gene dennd4a). Gene Ontology annotation, biological process: regulation of Rab protein signal transduction. Gene Ontology annotation, molecular function: protein binding. NCBI's taxonomy places the organism in Eukaryota, Metazoa, Chordata, Chondrichthyes, Chimaeriformes, Callorhinchidae. The record is from RefSeq and is a predicted model, not a curated record. Gene Ontology annotation, cellular component: cytoplasmic vesicle.
AUAAGCAGCCAUGAUGGAAGAUAAAGGUCCACGUGUUGCCGACUACUUUGUAGUGGCAGGUAUGACAAGUGCAUCCAAACCACUUGAAGAAGAAAUUCAGUUCAAUGACAGCUGCCACAAAAUCGCCAAACCUAAAGCGCCGAUCACAGAUGUGGCUGUCAUUGUGAAGUCAUUAGGAGAGGACGUUCCCCAAGGGUAUACGUGUGUGGAAGUCACUCCAACUGGAUUAUCAGCUGAUCUUAACAAUGGGAGUUUGAUGGGACCACAGAUUUUCCUGUGCUACAAAAGAGGGAGAGAUAAGCCACCACUGACUGAUCUGGGGGUUUUAUAUGAAUGGAAAGAGAGGCUAAAGCAUGGAUGUCAGAUUAUUCAAACAACUCCUUACGGUCGUCCUGCUAAUAUAAGUGGUGGGACUUCAUCUCAGCGAAUCUACAUAACAUAUCGCAGGGCACAAGAAAACAUAGCCCAGAAUUCCCUGGCUGUCACUGAUAUUUGCAUAAUUAUUCCUAGUAAGGGAGAGACACCGCCACACACUUUCUGCAAAGUGGACAAGAACCUAAACAGCAGCAUGUGGGGAUCAGCAGUGUACCUGUCUUAUAAGAAGUCUUUGGCCAAGACUAAUGCUAUAGCUUACAAAGCCGGCUUGAUAUGCAGGUAUCCAGAAGAAGAUUAUGAAUCCUUUCCAUUGCCUGCAUCUGUACCUCUCUUUUGCUUGCCUAUGGGUGCAACCAUUGAGUGUUGGCCUUGUAAUACCAAAUAUCCACUCCCUGUCUUCUCUACGUUCGUGUUAACUGGAGCUUCGGGAGAAAAGGUUUAUGGAGCAGCUAUUCAGUUCUAUGAGCCUCUUCCUCAAGAGAGCCUGACAGAUAAGCAGCGAUCACAGCUGGGGUUGGUCAGUGCUAUGGACCGAAAACCCAUCCUCUCCAAAACAGUUCACACAAACAAGUGCAUCUGCCUCCUGUCACACUGGCCAUUCUUUGAUGCCUUUCGAAAAUUUCUCACAUUUUUGUAUCGAUAUUCCAUCUCUGGACCUCAUGCACUACCUAUUGAGAAACACAUCUGCCAUUUUAUGCACAAUGCCCCAUUUCCUUCUCCACAGAGGCCAAGGAUUCUCGUGCAGCAAUCACCUCAUGAUUCUUUGAUGCUUUGUCAACCGGUAUCAUCCCCACUCCCAUUGAGCGGUGGCAGUUUCAUUACUUUGCUACAAAAUCUGGGACCUGAAAAUGCUAUAUCAAUGCUGCUAUACGCUGUGACCGAACACAAAAUUCUCAUCCACUCUCUCCGACCAGCUGUGCUGACUAGUGUGGCGGAAGCACUUGUAUCUAUGAUAUUUCCAUUCCAUUGGCCAUGCCCAUACAUUCCUCUGUGCCCCCUGGCUCUUGCCGAUGUGCUCAGUGCUCCUUGUCCCUUCAUCGUAGGGGUUGACUCACGCUACUUUGACCUCUAUGAUCCACCGAAUGACGUAAGCUGUGUGGACCUGGAUACCAACACCAUCUCACAAACUGAAGACAGAAAGAACCUUACAUGGAAGAUCCUGCCGAAGAAAGCUUGUAAAAAUCUGAUGAACUCUUUAAACAAUCUUUACGAACAGCUUGCAGAACUGCAGCAAAGGCCGAGGGAAGAGGCUUUAAUGGAGAUGACAAUGAAUGACUGUGAUUUAAACUCUGGUAAGAAGGUGCAGGUGUUGGAGAUGGAAAUACAAGAAGUCUUCCUCCGAUUCAUGGCCUCCAUAUUGAAGGGUUACAGAUCUUAUCUUCUACCCAUCACACAGGCUCCUUCUGAGAAAGCAACUGAUGCAAGCUCACUGUUUGAUCUUCAAGGUUUUCUAAAGAGUCGAGACCGGUCUCACCAGAAAUUCUAUUCAUUGAUGACAAAAACUCAAAUGUUUAUCCGGUUCAUUGAGGAAUGUUCCUUUGUAAGCGACAAGGACGCAAGUCUAGCAUUCUUCGACGAUUGCGUCGAUAAACUGGAAGUGGAGCGCCCAGAUGACAUGCGACUGAUAGAACUGGACGAGUCUCACAGGAGUGAGCACACAGUGUUCAUCACACCUCCUGAACUGCCAGCCCUGCCCAAUGAAGAGGAGCAUCCACUUCAGUACAGUUACAAUGGCUUUCCUGUGCUGACGCCAGAGCUGUUCGACACACCCAAGGGUUUACUUAAGACUCAUUCUAGCAACUUAUCUUCAAAAAACAGUUGUCCCAGCAGUCCAGCACCAAUGGUCAGAAGAACUAAGCAGGAGAUCAAAUCAGCUCAGAAAAUUGCAAAAAGAUAUUCGUCAAUCCCACAGAUGUGGUCAAAAUGUCUCCUACGUCACUGCUACGGCCUGUGGUUUAUCUGCCUGCCUGCCUACGUGAAGGUUUGCCAUUCGAAGGUCAGGGCUCUUCGCACAGCUUAUGAUGUACUGAGAAAGAUGCAGGUCAAGAAGCUUGAGCCACCAGACGAGGUGUGUUACCGGGUUCUAAUGCAGUUGUGUGGACAAUAUGGGCAGCCAGUGCUGGCUGUCCGGGUUUUAUUUGAGAUGAAGAAAGCUGGGGUUCACCCCAAUGCUAUUACAUAUGGGUACUAUAACAAGGCAGUUUUGGAGAGCACGUGGCCAUCAAGCAACGGAGGCGGAUACUUUCUGUGGAUGAAAAUAAGGAAUGUUCUGCUUGCGACAGCUCAAUUUCGAAAAGCUUUGAAAAAACUUCCAUCAAACCCACCACAGACCCCUGUACUCUCGGAUGGCAGUGACCUGGACGCCGUCAGCCACGGCAGCAUGGAUAGUUCUAAUGACACUAACACUGUGGAACAACCCCAAUUCAGCUCUGAGCUGAUGAAAGUAGAUUCCACUGAUGAUAGAUCUAGUACAGGUGGUCAAUCUGAUCUUGGUUACAACUCCUUAUCGAAAGAGGAAGUUAGACGAGGAGAAGUGUCUUCAGGCCUUGAACCCGAGCAGUCUGCUACAGACAAACCUGUGGACAAGGAUUACAAGAAAGGCAGUGACUCCAGUUCAUUGUCUGAGAGUGAAAGUGCAAAGAGCAGUGGCGAAUGUCUGUCUCAGCUGGAUUUCGGAACUACAAGUAAUUUAAAGUCUGUGACCAGCAUUGUAAAGAUGAACUGCAGCUUUGACACCACAAAAACAAGGCAGAGCCCUGAGGAAAACAAUGAAAAUGUGGCAGGACUGCUGUUCACAGCAUCCUUUGAUGAUGCCGGGUAUCCAGAACCUGGGCUGGUUCAGAGCAACAGUUUACGCAGGAGGAACAAGAGUGCUGUGGAGCCUGGGCUGAAAGAGCAAAUGGUGUGGAGAGACCGUAAUCGGCAUCUUAGUGGUGGUGGUUUGUUGGGGCUUAUGAUGAAGGGGAGAAGUGUAGAUCCUGACCCCGCUGAAAUAGCAGAAAAAUUGGGCGCUGAUGCCAAAAUACUUUCAACGGCUUUACAUAUUGCUACAAGACCCAAAACUCUAGACAUUGGCAGGCCCAGGCAUAGCCCAGAGCAGGGCAGUGACAGUCUGGAGAAGGAGCUGAGUGAUGAAGACACACCGUAUGAAGGAGAUGAAACUUUGAACAUCGAGGAGAAUAAAACAGACUCAGCGGCCAUAUUUGACUUGGAGGAUUUAGAUCCUGAACCCGAUACUGUGGAGUCCCGUGUAAAACCUUGUCACAAAACAAGACGAGGACCGCUGCCCAAACGCUUACAGAGGAGUCUGAGUGCUGGAGUCGGGGUCAGACCAGCAGAAAGAAGGGGUGUUGAAGCAGGGUUUGAUCCUCUCUCGCUUCUGGUCGCAGAAACUGAUCAUGAGAAGGAGGAGGAGGAAGAGGAAGAAGACUAUGACAAAUGUCCUUCAACUCCUUCAGCUCGGAGAGACUUGGCUGAAGAAAUCGAGAUGUACAUGAAUUCUAUGAGCAGCCCUUUGAGUAGCCGUACUCCUAGCCUGGACUUCUCAAGACAGGAUGAGGAUGAUCGGAUAAACCCAUCCAAUGUUAAAUACCUGCCCGUUGUAAAGGAAUCCAGAAGAUCAAGCCUCUCUAGCCUCCCAGCUAGCUCGCCCAGAGCAGUAGGAAUCUCCCGAUCCAGGACGUUUCAACCACAUGCAAAGGGAGAUGUGAAUACAAAGAAAAGGGACAGGCUAUGGUCCUCGCCAUCGUUUUCUCCAGGUAGCAGCAGAAGGAUUAGUGCCCAGGAGCCGAGUGCAGCUUUGACCCUAAUGUCUCCAUCUUCUUUCAAGCUGGACUCAUUGCUACCACCUACCUUUGACAUGCUCAAACACAGCAUGUUUUCUGCUGGAAAGGGCGUGGCAGAAAAGGCUAGCAAGUGGUGCACCAAGUUCGCUACAUAUGCCACACCCAUCAAAGAUGGCAAGGAUCGUAACUCAGAUCGGAAUAGUAUUUCCUCAUUUGGGGGACUGGAUAUUGAUGGAUCUUCUUUAGGAGAUGAAGAGGUGUACAAUGAAUCUGAAAGAAUGGCUUCACCCCAGGCAGGUGGCUUGCCUAUAGGUGAGAGCAGGAGGCUGGGAGCGAGACACGGAAGUUUAGAAAGUCCUGGCAAUCCAGAAGCGCCAUCAAAACAUCCAUUUCAAAUUGGAAGCGUUCAUUCAACAAAUUCCAACUUCCCAUUACCGGACAAGUCGGAAUUAGGCUCGUCUCAAUACACAAGCAACACUAGCAUAUUCCAGAAUUAUGCCAUGGAGAUCCUUAUCUCCAGCUGUUCCCGAUGUCGAACGUGUGAAUCACUGGUGUAUGAUGAGGAGAUCAUGGCUGGCUGGACAGCAGAUGACUCUAACCUCAACACAACCUGUCCAUUCUGUGGCAAUUUAUUCCUGCCUUUCCUCAGUGUUGAAAUUCAUGACCUGCGAGGACCUGGCAGAUACUUUCUGAAGUCCAGUCCAUCUGCUGAAAGUAUGCAGAGUUUGUAUUCUAUGCCGAGCUGUCCUGGGACCAAGACGUCUGUGGUUUCCCCACCUGGUCCAGAUCUGACUGAUGUCAGCAAGCCUCAGUCUCCCACCAUUACUGUGCAUGAAGCUCCAGAUCUGCAAAGAAAUGCCCAACCAUCAUCUGCCAGGAGCAUUCAGAUCCCUUCAGAUAGACGGCGUGGGGUCAGCGAGUGCAUUGCUGUGGGACACCCAAUUGCAAGGAGCAUCAGUACGUGUGGUUCUAUGAUUGAGAACACUUACAUCCAGAGACAUGUCCAUGCUGUUCCAACAGGGAGCCUCCCAUCUAACCUCAAUGACACAACGGAUCCAUUGGGCUUGGAAUGGCAGCUGUCUAAUCCUGAUCCUAUCACAGUUCCAUACUUGAGCCCCUUAGUGCUGUGGAAGGAGUUGGAAAGUUUGCUUGAAAAUGAGGGUGAUCAGGUGAUGUCUAUGGCCAAUUUUGUAGACCACCAUCCAAUUGUAUUCUGGAACCUAGUCUGGUACUUCCGACGCAUUGAUCUACCCACCAACUUGCCAGGACUCAUACUAACGUCAGAGCACUGCAACAAAGGAGUGACGAUCCCUCGGAGCUGGAUGUCAGAAGAUAGUAAGCACGUUUUAAUUCAGAUGCUAUGGGACAAUCUGAAGCUACAUCAAGAUCCUGGCCAACCAUUCUACAUCCUCUGGAACGCUAAGACUAAGAAACAUCCCCUUGUUCACACCCUACGAAACAAAAGAGAGUUAUUUACCAAGGACUUCCUUGACAGUGUUGUGAAGAGUAUUCAGAUGAACGAUAUCUACAGGCCUGUGAGUCAGCUUCUGGAAGUGCCGAGCACCCAACCCAACGCAAAGAGGCAAAGGAGUUUGUACAGAGAGAUUUUGUUCCUCUCGCUUGUGGCACUUGGGAAGGAUAACAUCGAUAUAGAUGCAUUUGACCGCGAGUACAAGAUGGCAUAUGAUCGACUUACCCCCAGGCAGGUGAAGCUCACCCAGAAUUGUGAUCGCCCACCCAGCUCUGGAGUAAUGGAGUGCCGGAAGACCUUUGGUGAACCCUACCUCUGAGAACCUCACUGUCGCAGUGCUCAUUGUGUAUUGAGAGCCCCCAAUGUCUGACCCCAUAACAUUAAUUCGAUAAAUCAGCCUUGAUAGCUUAGAAACCUUUAAGAAGAUCAAACACAGGGAUUGUACAGCAAAACGUGUUAAAAUUAGAAAAUAUGUAAAUAUUAUUAAAGGGAUAUUUUAAAUAGUUUUUGUAUCAUGUAGUGUAGGUUAACAAAAAGACUGCAUAGACUAUAGAGAGCUCAGCUCUUCAGAAUAUGCUGCUAUUGUAUACAUAAUGGUCCCAGGGUACCAUUGUAUCCUGUCAAGUCUGUUACCCAUGUGUUUCUUUUUAGAAGUACUUCCGAUCUGAAUUGUAAAAAAUGUUCAUAGAGGGAUAUACGUAGCUGGCACUUUGUGUAAAAGUGACAUGUUUUUCACAUAAAAAGUACUUUUCAGUAUUUGUAAAUUAAAUAAGUAAAUCUUUUGAUGCUAUCUAUCUUUAUAAUUAUAUACAAUCCAGCUUCGAAGUAUGCUUGAGAUAUAUAUAUAUAUAUAUAUAUAUAUAUCUCAUGUGGUGCAAUAUGUUCUUUUUAGAAGUUGCUCUGCAUUGUUUUGUGGUACCCUAGUCAUUUUGAUUAUAGAGAGGCAUGAUACAUCACAUUAGACUUCUUGUCCUGAAAGGAAUUUCCAAACAGAAAAGGCAACUGAGGCAAAAGAGGCCCAAGUUCUGGUAUUGUUUGUUGUGGCCUUGAGGGUUCAACGGAAUUGUUUGAUUAAGAAAUUAUGUACAAGUAAUACGUUGAUUGAGAUCAGAGAAAUAAUGUGUGUAGAUUCUCAAUUUUUUUUAUUUCUCAGAAUUAAAGUUUCCUAUGGGAAAGUGGAAUUGUUUUUAUUAGCAUAUUAAAUAGCACUUUUUGAA